AUGCUGUACAACGCGGAACUCCCCUUCGAGGAGCUUCUUCUAACGGUCAGUCUGGUCGUUUCGGUUUUCGUCUCCGCAAUCAUGCAGGACAGGACAGCGCUGAGAGCCUGCAUUGCAUGCAUCUACAAGUGGAUGCGGCCGAGAGCUCUGCGCGAGCUCGAGCACCAGACCCGAAGGAAGGUCAGCUACAAGACUUUCCAGAAGUACCUCGAGACUGCGAAUCCGGAGUUCGCAAACCGUGUUCUCAGAAUGAAGGAGCUUCGACCGACUCGGGAGCGAGCUCUCGUCAAGAUGCACGACCUCCUGUUCCGUGAGCCGGAAAUAUGCGACUCAACAGCGGCUUGGUCGGAGGUUCAUGCUUCCAUAAACCAGGCCUUCUCCGAAUCGAACUCGCGAGGGAGCAUAGAAAAGUGCGGAGAGAUCGCUGAUCGCCACGUACGAUUGUGGCGGACGAUAGAACAAGAUCUGCAGAGCCCAUACGAUCUGUACCGCUCUCUGACAGGAUUCUCCACGGACGCAAUGAUGUACGCGGUUCACGGAAUGAAUUUGCGUCUCGACGCAGAUUUGAGGCGCCUCCCUCUGAAACACAUCAACGAUCUGAAGGAGGCUUACUGCUCAUCGGUGGGCUACCCAACGCAACGCACGGGCCGGAACGUGGGGGUCGAUGGAAUAUUUCGGGCCACGAAGUAUUUCAACGAACUGGCCACUAAAGUCAUGGAUCGCUUCCGCGGCCAGAACAAUGCAACGGAAUCUGAGGGUAACGGGUGCCCCUUCCUGAAACACCUUUUGACAUCCCAGGAGUCUGGGAGUGCCGUGGACCAGCUCGCUGGGCCCGUAUCGUUGCUCCUGGUCCUGAUCGGGGCAGAAGCAACAGCGUACACCCUGAACGUCUGCCUCUACUUCCUCGCGAAGACUCCAACUGUGCAGGAUCGCAUGCGGCGUGAAAUUCUCAGCAUCCUCGGCGACCGGACGAAGAUCGAAUUCGGAGACUUGGAGCGGAUGAAAUACGUCGAGAGCGUCAUCCUCGAGACUCUCCGACUCGCUCCGCUCCACGCGAAAAUCACACGAUACGCGGAUGCCGAUGGCAAGGUGGGCGAUAUCUCUUUCAAGAAAGGGAUGCCCAUCGAAAUCGAUGUCACCGAAAUGAGCAGGGAUGCUAAAAACUUCCCGGAGCCUCUGCUCUUCCGACCAGAGCGAUUCUGCGAUCCCGAUGUCAGAAGAAAACAGCGAAUGGAGGCUUUCCUCGCUUUCGGAUCCGGGACCGGAUCCUGCCCGGCGAGGGAGUUCUCAAUGUACUUGAUGAAGAGCUUCCUCGCUCAAUUCUGUUUGAAGCUCAGAGCGGUGAAGACUCCGAAGACCCCGGCUUGCGCUGGGCAGUCUGCACCCGAGCUGAGUCUGGCCUACUUCCUGUACGCAAAGAAGUUUGUCAGUCACCGCCUUCUGAUCGGGAUUCAGCCCGUCUACGAUGAUUUCGGCGAUGAUCAUGAUUGA
Galendromus occidentalis (western predatory mite) is the source of this 1491-nucleotide messenger RNA. Its product is annotated as lithocholate 6-beta-hydroxylase-like. Gene Ontology annotation, molecular function: iron ion binding; oxidoreductase activity, acting on paired donors, with incorporation or reduction of molecular oxygen; monooxygenase activity. The coding region runs from base 1 to 1491 and encodes 496 amino acids. The transcript has a single exon. Lineage: Eukaryota; Metazoa; Arthropoda; Arachnida; Mesostigmata; Phytoseiidae. The record is from RefSeq and is a predicted model, not a curated record.